AGCGUGGCUCCCCAGGGAGUGAGAGUCGGUGGGCAGCCGGCAGACAAUAGCAGGCAUGCUGUGUGGGCUCAGCAGGGAGAGCCCUGGGGAGUCGGACGACGGGCCUUACUCCAAAGGCGGCCAGGACACAGGCGGAGCCGAUGUCGCCGUGGCGUGCCGCAGACAGAGCAUCCCAGAGGAGUUCCGGGGGGUCACCAUGGUGGAGCUGAUCAAGAGAGAAGGCAGCACGCUGGGCCUGACCAUCUCGGGCGGCACCGACAAGCACGGGAAGCCCAGGGUCUCCAACCUGCGGCCGGGCGGGCUGGCAGCCAGGAGUGACCUGCUGAACGUGGGUGACUACAUCCGGUCAGUGAAUGGGAUCCACCUGACCCAGCUCCGCCACGAUGAGAUCAUCACCUUGCUCAAGAAUGUGGGCGAGCGCGUGGUGCUGGAGGUGGAGUAUGAGCUGCCCCCGCCCGCCCCUGAGAACAACCCAGGGAUCAUUUCCAAGACAGUGGAUGUCUCCCUCUACAAGGAGGGCAACAGCUUUGGCUUUGUCCUCAGAGGAGGCGCCCAUGAAGACGGACACAAGUCCCGCCCGCUCGUCCUCACCUACGUGAGGCCCGGCGGCCCUGCAGACAGGGAGGGCUCCCUGAAGGUGGGCGACAGGCUGCUCAGCGUGGACGGGAUCCCGCUGCACGGGGCCAGCCACGCCGCGGCCCUGGCCACCCUGCGGCAGUGCAGCCACGAGGCCCUCUUCCAGGUGGAGUACGACGUGGUCAUCCCAGACACCGUGGCCAAUGCAUCCGGGCCCUUGAUAGUGGAGAUAACCAAGACGCCAGGGUCCGCCCUGGGCAUCUCCCUUGCUACUGGCUCCCACCGGAACAAGCCUGUCAUCACCAUCGAGCGCAUCAAACCAGCCAGUGUGGUGGACAGGAGCGGGGCCUUGCAUGCAGGAGACCACAUCCUGUCCAUCGACGGCACCAGCACUGAGCACUGCUCCAUGCUCGAGGCCACCAAGCUCCUGGCCAGCGUGUCGGAGAAAGUGCGGUUGGAGAUCCUGCCUUCUCCCCAGAGUCGGCGGCCCCUGAAACCCUCAGAGGCAGUGAAGGUUCAGAGGAGCGAGCAGCCUCAUCGCUGGGACCCCUGCCUGCCUGCCUGCCACAGCCCGCGGCCCGGCCGCUGCAGGACACCCACCUGGGCCACAGCCGCCGGCCAGGACCAGAGUCGAUCCUUGUCCUCCACGCCCUUUUCCUCGCCGACCAUGAACCACGGCCUCCCCCGCACCACCCCCGGCGCCCUCCCCCGCGGCCCCCAGCCCAUGAGCCCCCGGACCACCAUGGGGCGGAGGAGGCAGCGACGGAGGGAACACAAGAGUUCACGGGGCUCAGAGGUCAGCCCGCUGCCUGCCCCCACCCCCGCCAUUCAGGGGGCUCAGAGGUGUGGGCUGCUGCAGGUGGGGGACCGUGUCCUGUCCAUCAACGGCAUCGCCACCGAGGACGGGACCAUGGAGGAGGCCAACCAGCUGCUGCGGGACGCCGCACUGGCCCGCAAGGUCGUGCUGGAGGUCGAGUUCGACGUGGCUGAGUCUGUCAUCCCGAGCAGCGGCACCUUCCAUGUGAAGCUGCCCAAGAGGCGAGGUGUGGAGCUGGGCAUCACCAUCAGCUCGGCCAGCAGAAAGCGAGGGGAGCCCCUGAUCAUCUCUGACAUCAAGAAAGGCAGUGUGGCCCACAGGACCGGAACCCUUGAGCCGGGUGACAAGCUGCUGGCCAUCGACAACAUCCGCUUGGACAACUGUCCCAUGGAGGACGCUGUGCAGAUCCUGCAGCAGUGCGAGGACCUGGUGAAGCUGAAGAUCCGGAAGGACGAGGACAACUCCGAUGAGCAGGAGACCACGGGCGCCAUCAGCUACACGGUGGAGCUGAAGCGCUAUGGGGGCCCCCUGGGCAUCACCAUCUCAGGCACAGAAGAGCCAUUUGAUCCCAUUGUCAUUUCGGGGCUCACCAAGCGAGGCCUGGCUGAGAGGACAGGCGCUAUCCAUGUUGGGGACCGCAUUCUCGCCAUCAACAGUGUUAGCCUAAAGGGCCGGCCACUGAGUGAAGCCAUCCACCUGCUGCAGGUGGCUGGCGAGACGGUCACACUGAAGAUCAAGAAGCAACUAGACCGCCCCUUCCCACCCCUCAAGUCGGGCAGCCUGAGCGAGGCCAGUGAUGUGGAUGAGGACCCACCAGAGGCACUCAAAGGAGGUCUGCUGGUGGCCCGCUUCUCGCCCGCUGUGCCCAGUGUGGACAGCGCCGUGGAAUCCUGGGACAGCUCGGCCACGGAGGCUGGCUUUGGGGGCCCAGGUUCCUACACGCCCCAGGCGGCCCCGCGGGGCCUGGCCUCCCAGGAGUGGCGGCCCAGCCGGCUGAGGGGCAGCCCCCCACCCGCAGAGCCCCGGAGGACCAGCUAUACCACCACGCCCGCAGAGGAGAGCUUCCCUGAGGAGGAGGAGGAUUGGGAGCCGCCGGCUAGCCCGGCCCCCGGCCCCGCCCGCGAGGAGGGCUUCUGGCGCACGUUUGGGGAAGCCCUGGAAGACCUGGAGUCCUGCGGUCAGUCAGAGCUGCUCAGGGAGCUGGAGGCGUCCAUCAUGACGGGCUCUGUGCAGAGUGUGGCCCUCGAAGGCAGGCCUGGCCGCCGGCCCUGGCGCAGGGCCCGGGAGAUGCGGGCCUCCCCUGAAAACAGGCAGGAGCUGCUGCUGCCGACUCCCCUGGAGAUGCACAAGGUGACCCUGUACAAGGACACCUUGCGGAAUGACUUUGGGUUCAGCGUCUCAGACGGUCUCCUGGAGAAGGGCGUGUACGUCCACACCGUGCGCCCCGACGGCCCAGCUCAACGUGGGGGGCUCCGGCCCUUUGACAGGGUCCUUCAGGUCAACCACGUUCGCACACGGGACUUCGACUGCUGCCUGGCAGUGCCGCUCCUGGCCGAGGCGGGCGAUGUCCUGCAGCUGGUUGUCAGCCGGAACCCCCUGGGCCAGAGCGGCCGAGCCCCCCGCACACCAGGCCCCGGCAGCCCCCGGAUGCUCUGAAGUCGGCCUGUGGUCCAGACACCCCGGGGGCUCCCCGACCUGUAACCGCAGGAGAAGCGGCCACCCACGCGUCCGUCAGUCGGUCUGGCAGGCACUGGGCUGCCGCCGAUGGCCUUGGUCUGCGCUCCCCAGUUCUGGGGUGGUCUGGGCGCCAGGCAGUGAGAUCUCUGCCCCAGUGGGGUGACGUCUAGAUCUUUCUCCAUGUCGGGUCUCCAAGAAGCCUGGAGGUGGCUCGCUCAAGGGGCCAGCACGGGCCACUCGGCGUUCCUCGGAAGCAUGUCUGCUGUGAGCUGAGCCCGGCUCCGUGUGGGGAGCGCUUUCUCCAGCAGAGCUGUGGAGCGGGAGCGGGGCACCAGGUCCCCGUCACAGGCGGGCAACAGCAGGAGCCGGACUCCCCCGGGCCUUCCCUGACCGCGGUGCCGGGCAGCAGAGAUGUGUUCUCGCCUGCUCGGAUGCCUGGUUUCCUGGUGGGAGCUUCUAGGGGGGGGCGUGGGGGGCAGUGGGCGUGGGGGGCACUCUCUGCAGGGCCGUGGGGCCGUGGCGUCGUCCAAGGCUGCCUCCCUACCCCUAGAACUCCGGGGCCGCGGCUCGUGUCCAUGCUGAGCUGGGGCGGCCGAACCCCCCUGGUUCGGAAAGUCAGUGAUUCCGGGGGGCGUCUGUCUGCAGCCCGACCCCCGGCGGCUCCCCGGCCGCUCUAACCUCCCAGGCCUCCUGCCUCUGGUGGACAGGUGGCCGCUGGCCCCUCUGCACACCCUCGGCGCCCAGCCCCUCCCUGAAAGUGGAAAGCACGGGAAUGACGUGGGGGGUGGGCCCCCCCCGUGCGGUGAGAUGGGGGGGGAGAGACGGGGCGGCGGCUGACCCGGGCCCUUCCCUCGUUCGCACACGGCAGUGUCCAAAGUGGUCACUCCACGUCUGUCUUCACUUAAACCCUGGAAGCACCAGCACCCCUUGAUACCACUGCUCCCAUUUUCCACAGGCCAGACCCCUUUGCUUUUGAGAAGGGCUUGGCCCCUCCAGCUGGUGGCUGGGGCUGUGGCCCUGGGAGGGAGCAGGUCAGGUGGCAUCUGGCCAGGUCUGGGGAUGCGCUGGUCUCACCACCUUUUUUUUUUUUUUAGGGUUUAUUUAUGUAUGUGUACAAGAACUGGG
Molecule: messenger RNA, 4195 nt
Organism: Condylura cristata (star-nosed mole)
Lineage: Eukaryota; Metazoa; Chordata; Mammalia; Eulipotyphla; Talpidae
Gene: GRIP2
Product: glutamate receptor interacting protein 2
Exons: 24
Coding region: 56-3049 (997 amino acids)
Biological process (GO): neurotransmitter receptor transport, endosome to postsynaptic membrane
Molecular function (GO): protein binding
Source: RefSeq, a predicted model, not a curated record